AUGAGAUCUCUCGCCAUGGAAUGCGCCAGCCCUCCUGCAUGGUACCACAUUCCUCUGCUGCGAUGGCCAUGGACACGUCGUUGGAACCCACGCCGGGCGAGACUCUUCGUCGUGGUGUUCGUGGUUGUCGCUUCCACGUGCGAAGACUGCUGGGCUCGGUUUGCCAGGUCGGAGACUCGUCCUGAAAGCGUCGUCGAUUCAGGCUGGAUAUGCUGGAUUCAGAGUCUCGGUGCAAAGACGCCGCGACCCGAUUGGAUGCCGCGGUGUUUUUCACGACCCAGCACGAGGAGGUGCAAGACCCAGAAAGACGAGUGCCAUGAGCAAGUGCCAUUGAAGUGGUUGAAGCUCUUGGUGGCGCCUUUGUUGGCCCUGGCGGUCGGCUUCCUCUCCUAUGCUUGUGGGCGGCAGGGCCAAGUGCCGAUUCUGCUGAUGUACUUCGGAGCACAAACAGGAAUGAAUUUGUUCAUCAAGUACAUCGUGUCAGAGUUGGAGGUGGAUCGAGAAAAGACAGGCAUCCCAAUUGGUUUCUUGCUCACGGCGAUUCAGCAGCUGGUGGCCUUUGCGUCGUUCUGUGCGUUUUUGGGCUUCAGCCACCUGUAUCGCGGGGGCGGCUAUGGCUACUGGGACAGGGUCUGCCAGAGCUCGAAGCGGGAGCGUUUCUACGUCUUGAUCUUCAGUCUUCUUUUUGCGUUCAACAUCGGCCUCAACAACUUCAGUUUGUCGCAACUCGACAUCUCUGUGAACCACGUCAUCCGCUCCUGCUUGCCCUUGGCCACGGCCUUGUUGGAAAUGGUCUGCAGACAUCGCAGAAGAUCCGCUGCUGCGUGGUCACUGCUGGUGAUGGGCGUGGGUUGUGCCAUGGUCGCCAACUGGUGCAAAGACUCCCGAGAUCGUGGGCGCCUAGAGUCUACUCGCUUAGGCGUGCUCGCUGCCAUCUUAAGCGCCUGUUUCAACGGUGGGUACCUGGUGGUCACAAAAAUGUUGGAAGAUGAUUUGAAGCUGAGUCCGAUUGAUGCCACUUUCUACAUGGCCUUGCCAGUGAUCUUCAUCAUGAUGUGGCCGACCGUGAGAAUCGUCCACCCAACCCGCUGGAGCAACUCAACCAGUGAUGACAUGACUGACCUGCAGGUGUUCCAGGAGGUUUGGCAAACAAACCCAGCGGCAGUGGGGCCCGUCUUCUUCUCCGGCGUGCUGGCUUUUGGUUACAACGUCUUGCAGUACAAGUUGAUCUCACAGCUCGAGGCCACCAAAGCCUCCUUCGCGGCGAUCGUGAACAUGGGCAUGGCUGUGCUACUCAGCUUGGUCUCCGGCACGGAGACGCUGCCCGAGAGGCGUGUGACCUUUCUCUUGGCCAUCCUGGGCAACUUUGCGGCCUUCGCAGCCUUUGGCCGCCUGGACCGGGCGAGUGGCGCUACAGCGGAGUGA
Messenger RNA from Durusdinium trenchii, 1425 nucleotides. The record is from the annotation of a GenBank genome assembly. NCBI's taxonomy places the organism in Eukaryota, Dinophyceae, Suessiales, Symbiodiniaceae.